ACAAGAGAGUGGAGAAGAAACAAAUGGAAUCUGCUCUAUAAAUUCCCAACGCUACUCUCUCUCUCUCUCUCUUAAGCCCUAAAUGCCGUUCCCCUCCAUUUCCAUCCUCCGCCACCUCCCUCAGCCGUGCCUCACUCCACGCAACAUCUCCCUCCGCCUCCUCUCCCUCGCCGUCACCGCCAGACGACAAAACCCUAGCAACAACCCAUCCAGAAAGUUCCAACAGUCGAGCAAAAACCUCCUCAAGGCCCGCCAGAACACCGCCAAGCACUACUCCAACCUCGCCCCCAUCCUCUCCCCCGACGACCGCCCCCACCUCUCCCCCAGCCAAGCCCUCGGACUGGUUGCCGCUGCGCAGGCCAAUUUCAUGCGCGUCAUCGUCCAGUCCGAGGGCUCGCAAGACCACAACAAUAACAAUGAUAAUACUAGUCAUAACAGAGUGGGGGUUGAGCUGUUGUGCGUGGUGAGGGCGCUGUUGAAGAAGAUAAAGAGGAGAGUUCUGGUAGGUGACAAGGUGCUGGUGGGGUCCAUUGAUUGGGUGGACAAGAGGGGCAUGAUUGAGAAUGUGUAUGAAAGGAGGUCUGAGAUCCUGGAUCCUCCCGUGGCGAAUGUGGACCACUUGGUGGUUCUGUUCUCGAUGGAUCAGCCGAAAAUUGACCUGUUCGCGCUCACUAGGUUUUUGGUGGAAGCUGAGUCGACUGGGAUUCCACUCACCUUGGCUCUCAAUAAGUCGGAGCUUGUUGAUCAAGAGUCACUAGAGGCAUGGAAAACUAGGCUUCGCAAGUGGGGCUAUGAACCAAUUUUUUGCAGUGUUGAAUCAAAACAUGAACUCGAUACUCUUCAGUUCACUUUGAGAGAACAGACCUCUGUAAUCGUGGGUCCAAGCGGUGUAGGAAAGUCUAGUCUGAUCAAUGCUUUGAGAAGCCAUAAGCCAGUUCUUGGUGCCACUGAAGUGGAUAACUGGUUUGAUUCUAUGUUAGACAGCAAAUGGUUUGAAGAUCAGCGUGUUGGAGAAGUGUCAACAAAAAGUGGCAAGGGGAAGCAUACUACUCGCAAUGUCUCUCUACUUCCGCUAUCUGGAGGCGGGUAUCUUGCUGAUACUCCUGGGUUUAGCCAACCUAGUUUAAUGAAAGUAACAGAGCAAUCACUUGCCCAAUAUUUCCCAGAGAUCCGGAGAAUGCUAGAGGAUAGUGAACCCACAAAAUGCUCGUUUAACGAUUGCUUGCAUGUUGGUGAACCGGGUUGCGUUGUAAAUGUUGAUUGGGAAAGAUAUCCAUACUAUUUCCAGCUGCUUGAUGAGAUAAGAAUCAGAGAGGAAUUUCAGUUGAGAACAAUUGGAACCAAAAGAGAGGGAGACGUAAGAUACAAAGUGGGAGAUAUGGGUGUCAAGCAAGCUGAACCAAGGUUGGAGCGUAAGAAGCACCGGAGACAAUCUCGCAAGACGGUCAACCAGUCAAUAAUAGAGGAGCUGGACGAACUUGAUGACGAUGACAACUUGCUAGAUGAUUCCAUACUAAGAGCCUUGAGGCAUGAAAGCCAGUAGGAAACAUGUCUCAUUCUAUAAGCCAUGCAUAGUUUCUUUACCUGUAGAUCAAACAAAAUAAUAGGAAGAACACAUUGCUCUACCCCGGUUUACCAUGGAGGUUGAGUGGUUCACAAAGUGCUAUGGGAAGAGAUGAGGAUUUGCCUUUAGAAAUGGAGCAAAGCACUUGCUCGAUGAAAGCUAAAAUUGAAAGAAGGUUGGAUACAGAGAAUCAAUCUGCAUACGACGGUUUUACGCACUCAUGCUCCACUCAUAUGGCAGAGGUGCGAUUGUCAACACUUGCAAUCUAUAACGAAUGCCUUAGAGCCUACAGUUUUCUUUUACACUACACUUGUAUUGAUUUGAAAUCGUAACAUUUUAGUUUCUGUAGUGCCUUGGUCCUUGGAGAAUUGAAUCCUGUGUACAUACCUAAACCUCCUACUUAGUAGGCUUCAAUGGCAAUUUUGUGCAUCCUCACUUUGCUUUAAUGGAAUAGAACCGCAUGCCUUUUUAUGGCUUA
Molecule: messenger RNA, 2042 nt
Organism: Rhododendron vialii
Lineage: Eukaryota; Viridiplantae; Streptophyta; Magnoliopsida; Ericales; Ericaceae
Product: small ribosomal subunit biogenesis GTPase RsgA 1, mitochondrial
Exons: 5
Coding region: 83-1543 (486 amino acids)
Molecular function (GO): GTP binding; GTPase activity
Source: RefSeq, a predicted model, not a curated record